This is a messenger RNA of Mesorhabditis spiculigera, 1035 nucleotides long. Lineage: Eukaryota; Metazoa; Nematoda; Chromadorea; Rhabditida; Rhabditidae. The record is from the annotation of a GenBank genome assembly.
AUGUUCAUCAACGGCUUCGACCCGAGUUUUCUAGAGAUCAACACCCCCAGGAUGACGCUGAACAUAUCGUACGAUGAGCUGGAGAGGAUGGUGGCGGAAUUUAGCCCGCCCGUACGUGACGACUACAUCCCGAUGUCGAGUCUGAGUGAUUUGCACACCCAUCGACAGUUCACCAAAGUCUAUGGACGAGAUGAUUCGAGGAAAUUAACGCUCCAGAAAUAUGUCUUUUUCCUGGCUGUCACGGACUUUUUAGUGUUGAUCCAAAUCCCGAUCUUUUUCCCCUACCUCUACUACGGGGAAUGGCUGUACGGGCUGACGACGUGUAAAUUAUUCUGGUUCGCUGAUGUCGUCAACAAAACACUGUCGAUACAUAUCUUGGCUGGAAUGGCUUUGGAAAGGUACCUUAUCGUCAAAAGUUCGGUUUACGGGAAGCAGCGACGAAUUGUUUCCCUGGUAUUACUGCUGCCCAUCGUCCAAUUCGCCGAGAUCCAAGUGACGGUGGUCGGGGAGAAUACAAAGUUUCACAACUGCGUGGUGCCAAUGCCGGAAGUGGUGAAUACGGUCUAUAGGUGGUACCUAUUCUUCGUGUCAUUUCUCGUCCCGGGGCUCAUCGUCCUCUUUUCCUAUAUAUCGUUACUUGCCAUGCUUCGACAGCGAUAUCGUUUGACGCAUAUGCAAGAGAAUUCGAAGACGCAGCUGGUUCAGAAGGUCAGCAAAUCCAUCUUCUACAUCACCGCCUUCCAUUUCCUGAGCUCUACGCCCUUCUGGCUGACCCACAUCCUACCCGGGUUCUCUGAUUUGCUCGAAGACGACUACCCCAAUGGCUACUUCCGGUACAAAAUGUUUGUGCUCCUGAUGCCGUACCUGAACUCGGCAACGAACUGGUGCUUCUACGCGAUGCUGACGCAACGACUCCGGAAACAAAUCUUUCGCAGAUCAAGCAGCAAUUACACUACGAUCAAGCAUGGCCGCCCUGCUAGCGAUUCGGCUCGACCAACGACGAGACCCAUUUACAAAUAUAUCAUGCAGUUUUCA